UUUAAAAAAUCAAUACUUUGACCGGACAAUACUUUGAACCGGCUUUUCCGCUUUGGUUUAUAUUCUCACCCAAUUUUGUUAAUUCAACCGCGAAAUAACAACAGAGUUAUCAAUGAAAAAGUGUCCGAGUGUGAACGUUUUGACACAUUAAUUAUUAAACCCGAGAAUUAAAAGCAUACUUCGACAAGCUUAAGCAGUGUAAAAGUAACCCCGAAAAUUGUUCACAUGGGACAAAGCCAGUAAUACAAACACUAACUUAAACCCUUGAUCCAGGAAAGAAAAUAAAAAUGACAGAAAUUUCGCAUUCCGGUUGCAAAUUAUUGCUCGGUGGACGAAUGUUCGUGGCGAUGGUUUCGAGCAUAGUGGUGCAAUUUAUAUUCAUGAGUUUCGUGAUACUGAUAACGAAUCUGAGUAUAAUGCAUCCACUGUCCUGGCUGCACGACACAUGGUCGAUAGUGACAUGUUUUCGAAUGUGGUGUUAUUUCGUCGUACUAGCAACGGUGAUAAUUUUACAAGGAGUAAUUUGCAGUAAAACUUAUUUGAAUGCUCCGGUUUUACUGAAGAGCAGAUUUGAUGCAUUUUGCGGAAUGUUUACACCGCACAAUUUUGUCGUGGGAGGUUUACACGUCGCGAUUGGAAUCGUCCUAGUGUGGCUGCAUCUUUCCCUGGAAGGAGGAGCCUGGAGCUCAUUAACCGAAACCUGCAGAACUGUUCAUGGUUACUGUCUAAUCGAAGAACAUUAUUUCCUUUUGCUCGGCGGGCUCUGGACCGGAAUAUACCAUUUCGGCAGAACAAAUUUUUGGGUUCUCUGCUAUUUGGAGUUUUCACCAAUUCCCCAAUCAAAAUUCGUCUAUGUUAAACGAGGAGUAAUGGAUUUGUUGCCUCGUGCAAUGGUCAUGGCCAUUUGGCCUACGCUUUAUUUUCUUGGCUUGUACUACUUCCUUGGAACAUAUUUUCGGUCAAUUAUUUUGUCCAUACUUUUUCUGAGUUUUGAAGCUGAGCCUUUGGACACUUUAUCUGGACUGUUGAAUCCGUCUCUCAUCUUCCACGCUUGGCUGUACGCAGCUCUCUUCAUUCUCACCAUUGACACGAUGCAUCUCUUGUUUCAAGCUUCUCUUACACAAUGGAUGCGUUUUGAAAUAGCAAACCAAAAUGCUUUUAAUGAAGAAAGCGUCCAUGUUACGUUGGCUGAAGUUCUGGCAAUGGAUAAAAUCCCUAUAAUGCAACAUCUCGGCUACCUGGAUCUUGUGACUUUGGCGCAAAAGGACAAAACUCGGAGAGCACGUCUUUUUGAUCUUAGCCAACCUGGUGGCCAUCCUUACAAUUGGAACAGCGUAGUGGAGAAAUGUUUGGAUCUACUGAAAAAAUUUGCAGCUGAAGUCGAUGGAGUCUCCUCAGCUAAACAAGAAGAAAAUCACUGUGCGUUCAAACCGACCAUUGAAGAUCAGGAAAAAACUUACACUUAUCAUAUGCGCAACUUAAUUGAUGUUAAUUCUACGAGUUUGAAAGUUGAUACUGAAACUGCAAAACCACAUUCUUCUAUCGUCGUUGAAUAUCUGAAAAGCAAAAGAGAUCUCUUUGUUUCUUAUCUCUUAUCCAAACCUCUGAUUUUUUAUUUUUUUGGGAAACAAAGCGACAGCAAAAUUCGACACGUUCUGACCAACGGACAAACUGUUGUAUGGGCUGCAGAUGCCAUUUCCUCGCUAGCCGUUAUUUCCCUCAAGGAAGAUCCUUACGGCAUUGUACAGAAAGAUUUACCUGCCAUUGUAGAAAAUCUUUUUGCGCUCAAGCAAGCUCUGGAUAAAGUGCAAAAAACCAAUAUCCUUAUGAGAAAACCCCAAAACGACGACAAGACGAUCAGAAUUAUUCUAGCUUCUUUGAGAAUGGCUGUUAAACGAAGUAUCUACAGAAUUGUUUCGAGCUUUGGUGAUUACAUUGAAGAUAUUCCGCUCCAGAAAACUAUUAAACAUCAACUUGAAAGCUUCAUUGUUUAUAGAGAAUAAAAGGUGUGAAAAACGAUUCUCAGGAAAAGAACUGUUGAACAUUAUAGUGAGAUCGAAAUUUGAGUCGGGAUAAAGGACACUUGAACAAUUGAGUCUUUAUUUUUAUACUUAAAACGACCGAGUGAAAAUAUUGAAAAGUUUUGGAGGAAAAAGGACUGGGAUACGUUUUCUCAAUGGAUUGAGAUCGACGCAAGAGUCAUGUAAUAUAAAUAUAUAUAUUUGUAAUAAAUAAUAAUAAAAAAUGUUAAUUUUGUACAAUGGA
Molecule: messenger RNA, 2265 nt
Organism: Venturia canescens
Lineage: Eukaryota; Metazoa; Arthropoda; Insecta; Hymenoptera; Ichneumonidae
Gene: Ndc1
Product: Nuclear division cycle 1
Exons: 1
Coding region: 288-2003 (571 amino acids)
Biological process (GO): nuclear pore organization
Cellular component (GO): nuclear pore transmembrane ring
Molecular function (GO): protein-macromolecule adaptor activity
Source: RefSeq, a predicted model, not a curated record